This is a messenger RNA of Zophobas morio, 1755 nucleotides long. Its product is annotated as putative fatty acyl-CoA reductase CG5065. Gene Ontology annotation, cellular component: peroxisome. NCBI's taxonomy places the organism in Eukaryota, Metazoa, Arthropoda, Insecta, Coleoptera, Tenebrionidae. The coding region runs from base 133 to 1644 and encodes 503 amino acids. Gene Ontology annotation, molecular function: alcohol-forming very long-chain fatty acyl-CoA reductase (NADP+) activity. The record is from RefSeq and is a predicted model, not a curated record. Gene Ontology annotation, biological process: long-chain fatty-acyl-CoA metabolic process. The transcript is spliced from 9 exons.
GAGGGUUCUAGAGAGAGUGUUCAUUGAUAAAUGCGGCAAGUUUGAAAGAAAAAAAGUUUCGUGAUUUUUUGGGGGCUAACAACAACUACCCUUAAUAUAACUAACGCACUUACGUCGGUAGAAUUCCCCACAAUGGCAACUGAAGACAUCGAUCAAAAUCGUGACAGGGUCGCGGAAAUUUUUCAAAAUAGGACGCUUCUAGUCACCGGUGGGACAGGUUUUGUGGGGAAAGUCCUCAUCGAGAAGACCCUGCGGGUCCACGAUGUUAAAAAAAUAUAUGUUCUGGUUAGAAUGAAAAAAGGGAAGAGCGUUGUGGAACGAUUCCAGCAAGUCUUCAAUGAUCCGCUUUUCGAUCUGGUGAAGAAGACCAAGGGCAAAGAUAUCUUAAACAAAGUGUGUUUUAUUCGUGGAGAUGUGGGUGAGGCGGAUUUGGGUUUGUCGGAUGAAGAUCGCCAAAUUCUGAUUGAAGAAACGGAAUUCAUUUUUCACUGUGCUGCCACUAUUAGGUUUGAUGAACCAUUGAAAACGGCGGUUUUGCUUAACGUCAGAGGGACCAAGCUCAUGGUGCAGUUGGCCAAAGAAUGCAAGAAGCUACAGGUGUUUUCACAUCUCUCUACAUCGUAUUGCCAUUUAAAUGAACGAGUGUUGUAUGAGAAAGCUUAUCCUCCACCGACUGAUCCUGAUAAUCUUAUUAGAACAUGUGAACUUAUGAGUGAUGAGAUGAUUGAGGCUCUAGUCCCAAAGCUUUUGAAAAAUAUGCCCAAUACAUAUGCAUUUACCAAAUCCUUAGGUGAAGCAAUAGUCACCGAACAAAUGGAAAACAUACCUGCUAUUAUUCUGAGACCAUCUAUAGUCAUGCCAAUUUGGAGAGAACCCAUUCCUGGCUGGACUGACAAUUUUAACGGCCCAAUGGGUCUGUUGAUUGCUGGUGGUAAAGGUGUACUUAGAACCAUGUACUGUAGGGCAGAUGUCUACGCUGAUUACGUACCAGUAGAUAUUGUAGCCAAUGCGAUGCUAGCAAGCAUUCUCGAUUACGUCCUAUACAAAGGCGAACGAAGAUUCUACAAUAUUACCAGCUCUGCGGAAUACAAAAUAACAUUUGAUGAACUAAUUACUCAUGGGAGACAAACUGUGUACAAUAAAGUACCUUUUAAUGGAGUUUUUUGGUAUCCAGGUGGAACCAUGACACAGUCUCGUCUAGAACACAAUUUGCGCUUCUUUUUCUAUCAGUGGCUGCCAGCCGUUUUUGUUGACAUUCUUUUAGUGAUCCUGGGAUAUCCACCGGUACUGAAACGAGUCCAAAGGCGCAUCCUUAAAGGCUACGAUGUUUUUGAGUAUUACACGACAAAACAGUGGGAUUUCAAUAACGAUGUGUCGAUGGAGGCGAGGAAAUUAUUAACACAGAGGGAAAGAGAACUUUACAAGGUGGACGGAGACGGCAUACAAUACGAACAGUAUUUUUAUGAUACUGUUCACGCUGCUCGAUUAUACUUGUUAAAUGAACCUGAUGAAACUAUACCAGCAGCUAAAAGACACAUGACAAGGAUGUAUUAUGCUGACCUUUUUUUUAAAUAUCUGUUAAGGAUAAUUUUCAUGUGUUUACUUUACAAAUACGUAUUGUUACCGGUAAUUAGUAGUUUUUAGCACUCAGUGAAACAUAUUUGGCUAUUCAUUACUAAUUAUUGUAAUUGUUUGUAUAUAUAGUGUAGUGUUAGGGUGCAUUUGUAAAAUAAAUUUUUGUACUUCCGACCCGCA